UGUGCUACAAGUCCCGGAGAAUAAGUUAGAGAAGGACCAGAAGUUGUGAUAACAUGGCUUUAUCUUCUAAAGAGUUCUCUGCACUUCUUAGCUUGUUGUCUGAAGAAGGACUGGCUUCCAUGCCUUUGGAAACAUUGUCUUUGAUGUUCCAGCGAUCUUUCAACAGACCCGAUCAUUUCAAAAUGGGAACUGCUCUGGUUCUCUUGUUGAACGAGCAAGAUCUUUUGCCAGGGAGCUCACAAAGAGUAGCGGCAUUGUUCCUUCUCUAUGAUAUGUUUCGUGCUGAGCCAAUAUCUACCAGCCCAUUUGCAGCUUUCUUUGCUCAGCUAUUGGCGUUUGAUGAUGAUCGACCAACUGCGGCCUCUCAACAAUCAGCUUUUACUCAGGCUGAGAAAAAUUUUCUAAUUCAGUUAGUGACUACACCACCUCGAGAGCUUUUUAAGAAGACACCUCGCCAAAUUGCAUUAGGAGAAUUGCCACUGCUUGUAACAGUGGAUAUAGCUACUGUACGUGUUGCACUGCUGGAACGUCAGACUGAUCUGCCUGUGAUAAGCCAGAGUGGCAGAUCAUGUGUCUUGUCAGAUCCCAGUUCUGAGACAAAGUAAGCUGAUAAACUAUAACCUUGUUUUAUAUUUUGCUUCGUCUAUGACACCUCUCUCUCUCCCUCCCUCCC
Corticium candelabrum is the source of this 673-nucleotide messenger RNA. Its product is annotated as CCR4-NOT transcription complex subunit 11-like. The record is from RefSeq and is a predicted model, not a curated record. Bases 54 to 605 code for a protein of 183 amino acids. NCBI's taxonomy places the organism in Eukaryota, Metazoa, Porifera, Homoscleromorpha, Homosclerophorida, Plakinidae. Gene Ontology annotation, cellular component: CCR4-NOT complex. The transcript is spliced from 6 exons.